Dentiscutata erythropus is the source of this 207-nucleotide messenger RNA. Lineage: Eukaryota; Fungi; Glomeromycota; Glomeromycetes; Diversisporales; Gigasporaceae. The record is from the annotation of a GenBank genome assembly.
AUUGCCAUAAAAGAAACUGCUGAAUACCUUAAUCCUCGUAAAUCCUAUCGUAAAGGCAUACAUGAGAAUGAUAAAAAAUUUGACAUUGAAAAUUUUAUCUCGAUAUUUUAUAAAUAUAAAAAUGUAAUUGACUUUAUUAAAAACAACAAAAAAGAAUUAGAGAAUUUUACCUUGGCAACCAUGGCUCAAGAUGGGGUUAUAUUUUAG